Molecule: messenger RNA, 342 nt
Organism: Aureobasidium subglaciale EXF-2481
Lineage: Eukaryota; Fungi; Ascomycota; Dothideomycetes; Dothideales; Saccotheciaceae
Exons: 2
Coding region: 1-342 (113 amino acids)
Source: RefSeq, a predicted model, not a curated record
AUGACCUACGAACCCCCCGAAGGCACUGUUCUGCCCACAAACACAUUCGCCUCUGAUCUCGCUGAGAUCUCUGGCAUUCGCGACCAAAUCUUGGCCAACGGCUUUGCCCUCUUCCCUGACAGAUCAACCAUCGAGGUCAUUGUCAUGAGCGCCGAGUUCCCCGAGACCGGCUGGUACGGUGCUCGCUUGGUCGACAUCAGCGAUCGCCACCUGCUCUUGGGCAGACAGUUCGCUCAAGCUGUUCCUGAAGCACUCGGUCAGCUUCUGCAGGAGACUUGCGAUGCCAUUCGCGACUCCUACCUGCUCCAGAACUACCGCUCGCUCUAUCCCAGCUUGACCUAA